This is a messenger RNA of Bipolaris maydis ATCC 48331, 918 nucleotides long. RefSeq lists its product as uncharacterized. The record is from RefSeq and is a predicted model, not a curated record. NCBI's taxonomy places the organism in Eukaryota, Fungi, Ascomycota, Dothideomycetes, Pleosporales, Pleosporaceae.
ACGAUGGACUACAUGAAAGUCACGGGAAAGCCGCGCGAGGUAGCGAGAUACUCUCUUGUCGAAGUGGAUAGCGAUACUGGCAUUUCGGAUGAAACUUAUUGCUACGGAACCGAAUCUGGAAUACCUGGGUCGUCCUGGGAAGCUUGAUCGCAUUCCCUGCGUUUGGGGGAACCUUCUUCGCGCCGUAACUCACUCCAAAAAUGACAUGGAAAAGAUCUUCGAGAACGAGGGAGCGAGGAAAUUCGCAUAUCGCGUUCACGAUGCCGGCAACCAUUUGUUUCUUGUUCUCGAUCAUCAGUCCAGUCCGGUGCUCCUUCGAAGGGUUGCAUUUGACAAUUCAGUAAAUCUGGAGUUAGAGGGAAAAGAGCCAGAUCCAGAAAGCGACACAGCCUCUUACAAAUACUCAAAUCUAUUACAGGAAUCUCUGCGCCAGAAGGAACUCUAUGGAUGGAUUAUUUACGAGGAAUUGAUUUCACGUUGCCCCGGAUUUGUCAAACCAUACGCGCUUGUUCCCUGUCUUGCGAGAGAUCAGUUAGAAUGGGUAUAGACCCUGCUCAGGUAUUUGGUUCUAGAAUACACCCCCUAUUCAAAAUGAAUAUCGAAAUGUAGUGUUAAGAGUAAGAUCCUCAACGAGAGUGGGAUGCAGCUCUACGUGUCGAGGACUCUAGAGGGUUGGUUUUCGCGGAUGGAGCAGCAGCGGUAUGAAGAAGAGGUUUUCUCAAUAGUUAAUAUAUUGUACUCGUAACUUAGGUUGAACACAUCGAGCCAUUAGGGCUCAAUGCCUAAUGCUAUAUACUAGGGAGUGUGACUUGCUCAUUACUGAGCACUCUAGUGCUCAAUACUGAGCGUCGCUGAUUGGUAGUCUUCUUCCUUGUGAUUGGCUACCGGUGCUCAGUACUGAGCACUGUGGGUCCUGCU